GCUCUUUCUCUCUCUCUCUGUUGUUCAUUCACUCAUACAUACACUCCAUCCACACACAGCAUGUAGACACUUUCGAAUUCAUUCACCUCCCUCGCUCACACACUCAGUUUAUUUUUACAACCUCCUUUCCUGCCUAGAUAGUCUGGAGAAGCAGCUACGCCACCUCAACUUUAAAACCGCCGUCACAGAAAACAGGAGAGAGAAGAGACAGCAAGAACAGAAUAAAACAAAAAAAGAGGUUUGAAAUUCACUGAAGUGCUCAGAAGGAUGGAAUAGAGAAGCAUGAAAGUCCAAAAACAUCCGGGCGAAACACACUUUAUGAGAGGAACUGACUGAAGGAGACAAAGCUCAGAAAUUUACUUCACGAAACAGCGAAAAGCAGCUAGAUCUCCAGCUGUACGUGUGACCUGACUGGACUGACGCCAUGUUUUGGACGCUCCUCCUGGCUUUGAUCCUUCUGCUGUUGCUCCAGGCACAGCUGCUUGUUUGUCUACGUGAACUCCGAAUCUCUCUGACCUCAGUGACUUCAGCGACCCCUUCUGGAACUUCCAAUGCCUCGGCUUUGCAACGCCUGCCAGGAGCCAUAAUCAUCGGGGUGCGCAAAGGAGGCACCAGGGCCCUGCUGGAGAUGCUCAACCUCCAUCCAGAUGUGGAAGUAGCCAAGAACGAGAUCCACUACUUCAACCUGGAUGAAAAUUUUCGGAAGGGUCUGGACUGGUAUCGUGCCCAGAUGCCCAUCACUCUCCCUGGGCAGCUGACGGUGGAAAAGACCCCUGGCUACUUCACAGCACCACUGGCCCCAAAGAGGAUAUGGGCCACGAAUCCAGCUGUGAAACUGCUGCUGAUCGUUCGUGACCCUGCAGAGAGACUUGUAUCAGACUACACACAAGUCCUCCAUAACCGAAUUCAGCAAAACAAGCCAUACCAACCACUUGAAGAGCUGCUGCUGUCUCAAGGACACAUCAAUCCCAAAUACAAGGCCCUUCAGAGGAGCUUUUACUACCAGCACCUUGCCAGAUGGUUGGAG
Messenger RNA from Sinocyclocheilus rhinocerous, 1027 nucleotides. RefSeq names its product heparan sulfate glucosamine 3-O-sulfotransferase 1-like. The record is from RefSeq and is a predicted model, not a curated record. The transcript is spliced from 2 exons. The annotation marks the transcript as partial. Lineage: Eukaryota; Metazoa; Chordata; Actinopteri; Cypriniformes; Cyprinidae. Gene Ontology annotation, molecular function: [heparan sulfate]-glucosamine 3-sulfotransferase activity.